Cyanistes caeruleus (blue tit) is the source of this 4736-nucleotide messenger RNA. It is a transcript of the gene DNAJC11, whose product is annotated as DnaJ heat shock protein family (Hsp40) member C11. Gene Ontology annotation, biological process: cristae formation. NCBI's taxonomy places the organism in Eukaryota, Metazoa, Chordata, Aves, Passeriformes, Paridae. The record is from RefSeq and is a predicted model, not a curated record.
CCGCCAGCCCCGCCGGAGCCCGGAGCUGCUCACGGAAUAGCGACUCGAUGGUGACAGCACGGUUUGGAAAUCGCCCUCUUGUUACGGGAGAGAGAGGCCUCGUGGCACCGUCUGCACCUACAGGUCCCGUCAAUGACCGGAGUCAGCGACUGCCCUUUAGGCAGGUACCGAGGGCCCUGCGGCACCGAGACGGGCACCGGGAGAGGAAAGGGAGACGGGCACCGGGAGAGGAUCCGGGGACGGGCACCGGGAGAGGAUCCGGGGACGGGCACCAGGAGAGGAUCCGGGGACGGGCACCAGGAGAGGAUCCGGGGACGGGCACCGGCGGUCGCCCCCCCUCCCGCUAUUCCCCGGGAGCGAGGUGGACGGAGGCCCUGAGCACCCAUGGCACUGCCACAGCCGCCGCUGGGGCCUCCCAGGAGGAGCUGAAGGCCGCGUACCGCCGGCUGUGCAUGCUGUACCACCCCGACAAGCACCGCGACCCCGAGCUCAAAACCCAGGCUGAGCGGCUCUUCAACCUUGUCCACCAAGCGUAUGAAGUGCUUAGUGAUCCACAGACCAGAGCCAUCUAUGACAUAUAUGGGAGGAGAGGACUGGAGAUGGAAGGCUGGGAGGUUGUGGAACGCAAGAGAACUGCAGCUGAAAUCAGGGAAGAAUUUGAGCGUUUGCAGAGAGAGAGGGAAGAGCGGAGACUGCAGCAGAGAACUAAUCCAAAGGGAACAAUUAGUGUGGGAAUAGAUGCCACUGACCUGUUUGAUCGCUAUGACGAGGAAUAUGAAGAUGUGCCUGGGAGCAGCUUUCCCCAGAUUGAGAUAAACAAAAUGCACAUAUCCCAGUCCAUCGAGGCACCCCUGACUUCCACAGACACAGCAAUACUAUCUGGUAACCUUUCCACCCAGAAUGGGAAUGGAGGGGGAUCAAUUAAUCUUGCACUGAGACGAGUGACAUCUGCCAAGGGAUGGGGAGAGUUGGAGUUUGGAGCUGGAGACCUUCACGGACCUCUCUUUGGGUUGAAGAUAUUUCGUAACCUUACACCAAGAUGUUUCAUCACCACGAACUGUGCCCUGCAGUUCUCGUCACGCGGGGUCCGCCCCGGCCUCACCACGGUCCUGGCCCGAAACCUGGACAAGAACACAAUGGGCUACCUGCAGUGGCGCUGGGGCAUCCAGUCAGCCAUGAACACCAGUAUUGUCCGGGACACCAAAACCAGCCACUUCACUGUGGCAAUGCAGCUGGGAAUCCCCCAUUCUUUCAUGAUGGUCAGUUACCAGCAUAAGUUUCAGGAUGAGGAUCAAACACGAGUGAAAGGUUCUCUCAAGGUGGGUUUCUUUGGGACCAUAGUGGAGUAUGGAGCAGAGAGGAAGAUUUCCAGACACAGUGUUUUAGGAGCCACUGUCAGCGUUGGUGUUCCUCAAGGAGUGUCCUUGAAAAUCAAGCUGAAUAGGGCCAGCCAGACCUACUUCUUCCCUGUCCAUCUAACAGAUCAGCUGCUUCCCAGCGCCGUGUUCUAUGCCACCGUGGGACCUCUCGUUAUCUACUUCGCCAUGCACAGGCUGGUCAUCAAACCCUACCUCAGGGCACAGAAGGAGAGAGAGCUGGAGAAGCAGCGGGAGAGCACAGCCAGUGACAUCCUACAGAAGAAGCAGGAGGCUGAAGCUGCAGUCCGGUUAAUGCAGGAGUCAGUCCGAAGGAUAAUUGAAGCAGAGGAAGCCAGAAUGGGUCUGAUUGUAGUGAACGCCUGGUAUGGGAAGUUUGUUAACGACAACAGCAGGAAGAAUGAGAAGGUGAAGGUUAUAGAUGUGACUGUGCCUCUGCAGUGCUUGGUGAAGGAUUCUAAACUCAUCCUUACAGAGGCCUCCAAGGCUGGGCUUCCAGGCUUCUACGAUCCCUGUGUGGGGGAGGAGAAGAGUUUGAAAGUGCUUUAUCAGUUCCGAGGAGUUCUGCACCAAGUGAUGUCAGCUGACAAUGAGGCCCUUAGGAUACCAAAGCAAUCUCACAGGAUCGAUGCCGAUGGCUAAUGCGGGGAACACGCAUCUCUCACGGUACCUGGGUCAAUGGAAACUGCAAAACCUCCCCCGGACGCUGCAAGUUUCAACAGAGACACUUUUAUUUUUACUGUCUGUAUAGCAGGCGGUGUCCUGGCAGUUCUGUUAGGGACAAAAGGACAGACCCUGCUGCUUCAGGCAGCUCCCAGGCAAUAUCUGAGUUGUGGCUCGGUACCCAAUAAAGCAGCGUGACUCUGAGUGCACAGUGCUUUCUGCCGAGGGCUGAGCGGGCACCCUGCUCCCAGCUGGCCACGGCCCAUUCUGCACUCACACCUCUCUCCUGGUGCACAGCAGGGACAAAGACCUGUUCUUCUCACUUCUCCACGUACUUCCUGGGGUAGGUAACACACCUGCUCCUUCUCAGGAGGGGAAUUUCAGUUCUCUGGCCACGUCCUAGAAGUCCCCUGUGCAAAUACUUUUGGAGAGAGGUCAGUGAUUGUUUCAAUCUCAAAUCUGUGUUUGAAAUGCACUUGUUAGAAAAAGUAUGUGCUUGAGUAUGAAUGAACUGCUCUUCCAGACAAGGCCACGGUGUAUCAUAGUUUUAUUGAUUCUUCUGCCACCCCCAACCAUGUAUUGUCAAGGAUUUUCAGAAAAGAGGAAAGCAAGUGAGGGAGAAGGACAGCAGUUAAUUUCAUUUGAUUCUGAUGCUGCAGCUAUCUCUUAAUAUCUAAUUUAUUUCUAGCAAAAAUAAAUGUAGUUCAUAAAGUAAACCAUACCAAAGUGAGAGAGGCCAAAUGGAUAAAGAGCUGAAAAUGUAACACUCAUCUGCCCUUUCUGAAAAGCAGCAGUUAUGGCAUAGAUCCAUUGGCUUUGUCUUGCCUAGAAGCCCUGCCAGGGAUUUCCAGCAGAAGGGCAGUCCUAGGCUGGUGACAGAGCAGCUGGAAACAGCACCUUACAGAAUCUACUACACACUGGGUACAUCAGCACAUCAGAGGCUUUUGCAGAGACAAGGAAUCAUGGUGGCUGCUUCUUGGUCAGUUUUGCUCUGGCUAAGCCCAGACCAGCCUUCAUUGCUCGUGGGUGAAAGCAGAGGGGAAAACACCAAUGUCUUGGCAAUGCAGAGUUGCUUUUGACAACUCCUGCAAUAACUCCUUUCCUGACAUAGACCUGGCCCCUGUUCUGAGCAGCUGUGGUUCUCUGUUCUCAGGUCACUGCACCAGGAGAAUGAGAUUUCCAAAAUAAAUGCUUUCCCUUGUAAAAAACAAGUUCAUAUUAUGAAGGGGUGUUCAUUUGUUUUUAUUAAAACCAAAACAACUCAGCUGUGACCAGUUCCUGGUGCAGGGCUUUAUUUCACUUAUGGCCAGCGUUCUGUCAAUCUGAAAUUAAAUGUAAUAUGUGCAAUAAAUUAUAUUCAGCUGAAAAGAAGCUCCCAUUCCCUUUGCAUCUGUAGGAAGUUCCUGAGAUGAAACUCCUGGAAAGUAAGGGUUGAAGGUUCUGUAAACGUAGCAGCACUCUCCAUCCCAUCCAGCUUAUUGACCUCUGUUUGGUGGGACUGGGCAGAAAUCUAAAUCUCUUCCAGUUCCCUUUUGCUGUCACUGUGUGAGGUGUAUGAUCAGAAGUGAGGAGCCAGCCUGUAGAGAUAGGACAUGGCACAGGAGCAUCCCUGAGAGCCAGGUGCUCAGUCUGUCUCCCAGCCCCCCUCAUCCUUUCUUCCUUGUUUUCUGUCAGUGCUAAGUUUUGCCAAGACAGCCCCACUGCAGAACCACAGCCUUCACCACCGUAUUCUUGCUAUGAGCAGCUGCCAUUCUAUAGCCACAACUCCCCUGGGACUUCUUUUUAUGACUCUGUAAUUCAAGAUUACCAACAGAAUUAAAAUCGAAGCUCUAAGCAAGCAGAGCUGAGCUUCUAGCCGAGCUUCCACCAUGACCUAGUGCCAUUUCCAAAAGGUUGAGCCACCUUUUCAGUUUGCCAAGGUGUUCAGGCUGCUGCUUUGAUGGCAGCUGGCUGAGCAGCAGUGCCUGCAGGGUUGUGGCACAUGUGUGAGCUGCAGGGUGGCACCAAGGCUCCGGCAGCGCUUGGGUGGUUUGGAGUCCUCGGUGCUGCCCAGGGUGGGGAGGGAGCUCUCUUUCAACACAGCUCCCAAAGGGUUCACAGGGGCUUGGUUUGGGUCUGGCCAAGCCUCCAGUCCUUGCAAAGGGGUGCAGUGCUACCCCAGGGCUGUUUCUGAGGCUGCAGGGACCAGGUGCCAGGACUGCACACUCCGACACCACUGGCAUCCUGGCCUGGGCCCUGUCCCCCAGCUCAGUCAUUGCACCCUUCAGCAGGCCCCUGGCACAAGCCCAGCACAGUGUCCCUGCUGUCUUCAGCCACUCUGGGCAGUGCCUGCCUCCCAACCCUCCACCCUGCCCAGCCACAGGGCUCCUCACCAUGUCCCACACUCUUAAGGAGAGGCUAGCAAGGAGCAGCUGCUCCAGAGAAAGGUGGGGAUACCUGCCAGCUCUUCCUAUCUCCACCUGAGUGUAUUUUUUCAGAAAGAGCACUUCAAGUGUCAAGUCUUCCUGCUGCCUGGCACAACAGCUCACAAACCAAUAAAUCAUAACAGCAGACUCCUGAGUUUGGAAUAUAACGAACUCAUUGUUCAUUUGUCUCACAUUUAAGAAAAAAACAUGGUUCAUUAAAAGUUUUAAUGAAAAAAUAAAGUUCUGAAUUAAACUAUAAUUAUACAUGGCUGAAAGUGAUGAACUAAAAGAA